GUGUCAAUAUUUAUACAAUAGUAACCAUAUAUUUUUAUGAGUAUAUCCCUAAUAUUCAGCCCUAUAUAAAACCUUGCCUAAAACAGAAGUACACCUAAAGCUACUCUCAUACCUCUUAUAGUCAAAGCUCUUUAAUUGAAGAGCUAUAACUUUUUAAACUCUGAUAUAGCACACUUAAAGCUCUAAAGAUCAUAUAGUCAAAGCUCAUUAAAGAGCUAUAACUUUUGAACGUGGAUAUAGCUCUUUAAAGAGCACAGUGCUAGGUCACGAUGACACGUUCCGCUGUGGGAGAGAGUUUAAAGACGGAGAGAGAAAUCCUGCUGAUAUUUGCAUAGGAUCUUCAGUCUCGAUCUUGCAAGCUGGAUUUUAUCUUCAUCAUUGCACUGCAGCAGCUUCCUACAACUCUUGCCCUAUGAGUGUGUCCUGCAACCAAGACGCAUCACCUCCCUUGCCUGCCAUGGCCCCAUCUCUUAACACUGAAGGUGAAGCCGAGACUCGACCGCAGAUGGAAGAGAAGAACAAGAUGGUGUUUGCUGUGGAUGAAACUCCCACGCCAUCUCGCUACAUCCGCCACCAGUAUGGAUGCGAAGACCUUUUUGAGGAAGUCUGCAGCGGCCUCAACCCAUUUGAUGAGCAGUUCCGCAGGGCAUCUCAAGCCAGAAGCCAGCCACAGAUUAACUUAGAGAGCUCGACUCCUCACAUCAUGGCGCUGUCUCCAAGGCUAAGCAACGUUGAUACCAACAGCAGCUGUUUCCACUCUAACCCUCAUUCACAGUCAAGUCGUAACGCUGGCCACGGGAGCAAAAUCCGAAUGCACAGAAGUUCCCCUGGUGUAUGUGAUGAUGACUCCCUUGAUACUCCAAGGAUAAUUCCACCAGCGCCUGCUGAUUCUGACCACACCAUCAGCUCAACGUCCAAGGAUGAUUCAUGCCAUCAACGAUAUCUUCAAGACCGUCAUUAUGAUUAUGAUGAGAACUUGAGCUUGGGUCAUGGCAGUGAGAGAGACAAAGAUUGCGGCUGCAGUCACAACGAUUGCUCGACUUUGCAUCACCAUAGAGAGCAUAGCAACCAUCAUUGUGUAAGCUCAUCACAAUUUGGCCUGUCUCAGAAAUCUUUGCCUUUUCGGUCCAUCUCUGAACUGAGCGCAAGAAUGUCUAAUUCUGACAUAACCACCGUGACAGAUGAUGAGGCGGAGGAAGUUUCUGGCAAAAAACGAAGCUGUCAUGAAGAUGAGGAAGAUGAUGAGAUUUGUGUUGAUGAUAACGGCGCUGAUGUUGUUGAAUUUGACAAACGCGCGACCAAAAGAAGACGAACCGAGAGUCUUGAGGUGCUGAGUGACGGUCCGAUUCUCGUGAGCGAGGAAAACGUUUGCGAUGUCACUGAUGGCCAACACAAAUGUCACGAUUCUUCAGGUCAGGUCAAGUAUUGCAAUGAUGAUCUACAAGUUGUUUCAGACGCUUCUAUGACGGAAUCUGAUGAAGGGUAUUCUUCAGUGAGAUAUCCUCCCUCUUCUCAUCAAGAAUUUGCCCCAAGUUUGAUGGGAUCUUGUGAGACCAACUUUAGUCCUCAAAAUGCUCGAACUAACCGACGCUGCUCUGGUGGCCGCGCGGGCUUCUCAGGUCGCCAGAAGCUGAGCAUCAACGUCACCUCAGCUGCCGAGGCCGGCAUGAGCAGCAGCUCCGUCAUCUCGACUCCAACUCCUGUCAUCACGGCAGGCCCAUCCCUGACGCAGUGCCUGCGCGAUGCCUACCCCUGCUCAGAUGAACGAAUCGUCGAAGAUUCGUUCGUCUCUAACUCAUCACAUCCCUGCAGGACGCAGCCAACAACUGACCAUCGUUUGUCUAAUCUAUCAUCUCAUCCGUCAAGUUCGGCAUCACAACACUCAAGUUUAUCCCCGCAUGAGUCAAGUUUAACUCAGCAACAACUAUCAGGUUUACCCCCGGAUUCCUUACCGCAUGCGCAUCAUCAGGAUUUACCACAUCCACUGCAGCGUUCUGAGGUCGCUGCUUCCGCGGGGGCAGGCAAUUCGUCGACUGUGAUCACGGGCCCCGCUUUGCCACCAGCCUCGCCGUCCGCUACUGUGCUUCAAUUAUUUUUGCGACUCCCUAAUGGACAGGCGAUCCCGGUGGAAAUUCCGGCUACUCCACUUGUCUCCACACAGUCGUCUUCCAUGCCUGCUGCAUACACGCCACCCCAACAAGAACAACUUCAACAGCAUCCACCAAAUAAACCAUCUCUGGCCAAAAUGCGUCUGAAGGCUGCCCUGACCGCGAGCCAGACCGCUGCUCGACCGUCCUCUCGGCCGCCUCCUUCACGUGCUCUAACUGCUCACAGGAUCGCCAGCCUCACUCGGCCUACUUCUAGACAAUCCAAUCUUAAUAAUCCUUCCAUUCAACCCUCCAACAAUCAUCCUCAAGCUUCCAACAAUCAUCCUCAACCCUCCAACAAUCAUCCUCAACUCUCCAACAAUCAUUCUCAAUCCUCCAACAAUCAUCACCAGUCCUCAAAUUGUCCGCAGAUUUUUAAAAGUUCAGGAUUACUCCAGUCUUCCAUUUCCAACGAUCAUGUAACUCACCAAUCUUCCAGCAAUCAUGUGAAUUUGUCUAACGCUUCUUCGUCCCCACAACAAGUUAGUUAUCAAUGUACAGCUGAGUUUACCCAGCCUGUCUCACAGGAGCCUCUUGCUAGUUACCCCUGCAGUGUUUUGACAACAUCUUCUGUGAGUGACUCACUGCACAGCAACGGCUCACUGGACAAAAAUAGCAAUGGACAAAGAGGCAAAAAGCGAAUAGUUGCGCCAGGCGAAGAUGAUGAUGAGGAGAAAAGGAUGAAGUUUCUUGAGAGAAAUCGGGCGGCAGCUGUGAGGUGUCGUGAGAAGAAGAAAGAGUGGGUCAAGAAGCUGGCGAGCAAGAGCACUGAGCUCGCCACCGUCAACACGCGCCUGCAGGCAGAGGUAGCGUCCCUGCGAGCCGAUGUCGCCACGCUCAAAGGGCUUCUCCUGCAGCACAAAACGUGCCCUGUCACCUUGGCCGCGCUAGCAGGCGCUUACACUGAUGCCGCCCCAGCAGCCCCUGAAGGCGCUCCAAUGCCUCACAAUGGAGUGCUAACUGCAGACUCAGAAGAUCAGCAGAAGCCACGUAGUCGUUCGUUGUCCUUACCUUCGCUGCAUCAGAAGCCGCAGCAGCUACAGCCUCCUUCAGCUUUAGUGGCUAAUAAUGUGCCUCAAGUUCUCUCUGUGGUAGCCGCGGGACUGCCUGCGAGUACCGAGGGCAAGGCAGAUCUUACGAGUGCUACGUCGCACAUCCCUGAGACAUCUCAAGCGGUCCCCGCGGAUUUGAGAACAACGAACUGCCUGACGAGACAAAGUGUGCUUACUCUUCCUAUUCCCAUGACUAGCUCCAUUCCCAUCAACGGAAGCGUUGUUUCUGCACCGUCACUUUCUUCCACAACCAAGUUUAUUCCAGUUCCGGCCGUGCACACUUCGCUGGUGCCUGGAGUCAUCAAUCAACAACCACCAACUUUCCUCUCCAUCCACCAACCUGGACCUAUGACUCAAGCACACGCAGUCGUGACGUUUCCUAAUUUCUCUCAGGCCCCGCUUUAUUGUUCCUCGUUACCAACGUUCAUGACUGUGCCCACCACCAUAACCAAUGCUGUUCCCAUCGUAAGUCCUUAUCACCACAUCCAAAGCUCUGCUGAACCUGCGCAGCCUCAACCUCUGGCUAUCGCUCCUGCCCCUCUGAAAAUGACGCCUCGUCUCAGUUCUAGCCGACCAGCAGCCGCUAACAAAGAGCAUUUUACGUUAACGUCGCUGGCAGCUUCACUGCAGUUCGUCCAGUCAUCUCUGACAUCGUCGAGCCGAAUUUUGUCGUUGCCUGGGUCCACUUCUGAGCUCAAUGAACGUGCAACUGUAACUGGAGUACCUGGUUUUACUUCAUCUAAUCUAUCGGUUGGAAAUGGCCCCGCGCUCGUGCUGGACAGCAGUCAGCCGCGCCUGCUACUGCCGUCGUUGUCAGGUCAAGGUUCGUACAUCCAUGGCCCUGUGCUAUCAGCUCAGCACAUUCAGCACACUACGCUCACGCAGCACCUCGCUUUGCCUCUCAACUGCAGCGACGAAGCUCCUACAACGGCCGCAAUCCUCGAGGACAUCGCAGAGAUCGAAGAAUCGAGCUCUAAAAUCCAGUCUGUAGGACCUGCCUCUCAAGAGGCUCCCAACGAGGGCACGGAAACUGUACCGUACUCUAUUCAGUCCGGGGAUGAUGCAAGAGAAAAAUUUCAUGGCUCCAACGUCUUAGUGUCCACUGCGCACGCGGCGGGAACUUCAGAAACUAAUGUUCCACUCGCUGGAAGGCCGCAUAAUUUCCUAUCAAUUCCCACAAUCGUCGUAAGCGACGAAUCUUGUGGCAAAGUUGAUGAUCACAACAUGGACGUCUCCCGAUGCAUGCCUGAGAGCGGUCCUACUGGCACCGGGCCAUAUCAUGCUAUUGCUUCAUCUGUCCAGCCCUCUAACGUUCUAGGCUCUACUACCAGCAAUACAACAACCCUGUACGUAGGGUCAUUAGUUAAAGAUGCCUACCCAAAUUGCCAACAAAAUCAUCAACAAUUGACAGUGGAAGGGAAUACUCAAGUGGUACAGUCAGACAUUUCUAAUGGCCAGUCUGAGAUAGUUUAUGUAUCAAGGGCUAGUGGCAGCGAGACAUUUACCAGGUCUUGAGAGCACUUAUGUUAAUUCGAGUAGAGCCGUACUGUCAAAACUCGCUCAAGUACACGUAGCGGCCGAUAUCUCGUCUGUAAUUGGUGGGUUUACCUGGAAAAAGACGACGGAGUUACAACAAAUUAAUUGACGCAGAUUUACGAACGCGUAACUUUUUCAUGACAUGGAGCCAGGAAUUCAACAGUUGUGAGUGCUUCCAGAUAGUGUAAUAUGUUGUUGCUGUUGUGUUAGCUAACGAGUGUUUUUUUAAGCCUAAGAAGUUAACACAUUCAAAGUUUAUUGUUGUCUAAUACGGGAAUUUUAAAAGCCUGCCUUCUUUGCUUUGCGAGGCUUCUAUGUUGUUUUUGUGACAUUUAUGUGGGAAUAUUAUGUCUCUCUUGACUUUGUUGUGGGACCUGGUACAUGCCUUCCUCAAUUAAUCUUAAAACGUGAUUAUUAACAAGUCUCUUCUAUGGUACUUGUGCUUAGUGUAUUUAUGGAGCUUACUCUUAACUCGCACUUGCCUCACUCACCCAAGACAAAGUUUGUCAAGUGCAUCCGCUUACUUUUAAAGACUCCUGGGCAAAUAUUGCAUCAUUGGGGUUUAUUGCAAGUAAUUGAGGAUCAAAAGUGGAGAGUAAUAAACGCUAUAAGAUAUUUCGUAAAUAUUGGAAGAAUCGCCAGUGAUAUUGAUUUUUCGUAAUUUCUAAAGCUCUUCUACAAUUUUCUAAAGCUCUUCUACAUUUUUUGCAUUAUUAAUAUUGUGAAAUGAACUAAGAGCGAGCGAAUAAACCCAACUCGUUUGAAACAACCUUCUUUUAACCGAGUUAAAAAUCGAAAGGAUUAGCAUUAAAGGUACCUAGUACAUCGAUGCCAUAAAUGUGCAUUACACAAAAACGUCCUGUAUAUAUAAGUAUUCAGGUGCAAUCAAAUUAUUCUAAUGUAUUACAGCGUUACUAUCCCUACUGUGCGUUGUUGGGUGCCUUGUAAUUGAUACUAAACUGAUAUUUUCAUGACAAUUGUUGACUUUAUAAAAUUCUACUUUGAGGAAUAUCGUUCAAUCCUAUCCUAUCAGUUCAUAGAUCCUACCAGUAAAAAGAAAUAUUUACUCGUUAUUUCCUAUCUGUUAAGAAAUUACCCCUGCUGCGAUUUCUGAGCCUUACUUUCUUAAUAUAAAUAAAAAAACUC
Molecule: messenger RNA, 5881 nt
Organism: Hyalella azteca
Lineage: Eukaryota; Metazoa; Arthropoda; Malacostraca; Amphipoda; Hyalellidae
Product: mucin-17
Exons: 10
Coding region: 413-4714 (1433 amino acids)
Biological process (GO): regulation of transcription by RNA polymerase II
Molecular function (GO): cAMP response element binding; DNA-binding transcription factor activity, RNA polymerase II-specific
Source: RefSeq, a predicted model, not a curated record